Molecule: messenger RNA, 1869 nt
Organism: Strongyloides ratti
Lineage: Eukaryota; Metazoa; Nematoda; Chromadorea; Rhabditida; Strongyloididae
Product: No extended memory
Exons: 5
Coding region: 1-1869 (622 amino acids)
Biological process (GO): L-glutamine catabolic process
Molecular function (GO): glutaminase activity; protein binding
Source: RefSeq, a predicted model, not a curated record
AUGAUGGCUAAAAAUAAUAUUGAGGAUAAUGUUGAAAGGCAAUCAAGUACUACGACUGUAUCAUUUACCGAUGAUAAAAGUAUUGGUUUCGUAAAAAAUGACACUCCAACUGAAAGUAUCAAAGAAAGGCAAUCUCAGGAGGUACCCAAUAAUUGGACUAGAAAACAUCUACAAAAAUUGCAUUCAUUUGGUAGUUUAAUUAAAAAAGAUAAAGAUGUUAAACUUCCGGUUUGUAGUUACUUACCUCAAGGACGGGCAGUGUCAGAUUUAAUUUUUGAAAUGUACCAUAGUGAAGAUACUCAUCAAUUAUCUUUAAUUAGACUUUUAAAAAAUCUUGCCUUAAAGGGAAUAUUAAAAGAUGAUCCAAGAAUUUUAAAAAUGCUUCAUGCAUUUAAAGAGGAAGGACGUAGUAUUUCAUUAGAUACUCCAGAUCCUCAAUUAAAUCAGGUUGAUGAUGUUCUUGUUAGUAAGGAAAGUUUUGCUAAAUGUAUAGCACAAAAUACUAUUGUUAAUAAAGUUUUUAAAAAUCAACUUAUUAUACCAGAAUGGAAAAGUUUUACAGGACAGGUUACAAAAAUUUUUAAUGAACUUAAAGAUGUUAAAGAUGGAAAAACUGCUAGUUAUAUACCACAAUUGGCACGUGUUAAUCCAGAUAAAUUUGCCAUCUCAAUUUGUACAAUUGAUGGUCAAAGGCAAUCAUGGGGUGAUUUUAAUUCAAAAUUUUGUCUUCAAUCUGUUUCAAAGGCCUUCACUUAUGCAUUAGUUUUAGAUGAAUUAGGUGAUGAGUAUGUUCAUAAAUAUGUUGGUACUGAAUCAUCUGGGAGAGCAUUUAAUAAAAUUAUUCUUGAUAAAGAUAAUAAACCUCAUAAUCCAAUGAUUAAUGCUGGUGCUAUUGUUGUAGCAUCAUUACUUAAAACAACUGAUCCUUUGUCAGAAAGAUUUGAUCAUGCAAUGAAGAGAAUGAAAGAAUUUGCCGGUAAUGGACAUGUAUCAUUUAAUAAUUCUGUUUUUUUAUCUGAAAGAGAAACAGCUGAUAGAAAUUAUGCUUUAUCAUAUUAUAUGAGAGAACAUGGCUGUUUUCCAGAAGGAUCAAAACAUAGAGAAAAUUUAGAUUUAUAUUUUCAACUUUGUUCAAUGGAAACAACAUGUGAUUCAUUAGCUAUUAUGGCUGCAACUCUUGCAAAUGGUGGUGUUUGUCCAUUGACAGAGAAACGUGUUGUUUCAAAUACAGCUGUACGUGAUACUUUAUCACUAAUGUUAAGUUGUGGUAUGUAUGAUUAUAGUGCACGAUUUGCAUUUAAUGUUGGAUUACCUAGUAAAUCAGGUGUUUCUGGUGACAUGGUCUUGAUUGUUCCAAAUGUUAUGGGAAUAGCUGUAUACUCACCUAGACUUGAUGAUAUGGGUAAUACAAUAAGGGGAGUUAAAUUUGCCGAAAAACUUGUUGAAAUUUUUAAUUUUCAUCAUUAUGAUAGUUUAAUUUUUAAUGAGUCAAAUAAGAUUGAUCCAAGAAUAAAGAAUAUUGAUGUUGAAUUAUUAAAUAUAUCUGGUAUAUUAUUAGAGGAGGCUGAUUAUGAUGGAAGGACAGCUCUUCAUAUUGCAGCAACAACAGGUAAUGCUGAAAUAUUGGAAUAUCUUUUAAGAUAUUGGAAAGUUACACCAGAACCUAAAGAUAUUUAUGGAAGGACACCAUUAAAUGAUGCAAUAUAUUUUAAUCAUCCUGAAUGUAUUACUCUUCUUCAAAAUGCUAAACAAAAAUUUAUUGCUAAUGGGUAUGAAAAUGAAGCAUUAGACUCUGUACAAAGUGAAAUGAUUAAAAAAAUGAAUUUUUUGGCUAUUAAUAAUAAUGAUACUAAUGAGUCUCCAGCAUAA